This is a messenger RNA of Ambispora leptoticha, 398 nucleotides long. The record is from the annotation of a GenBank genome assembly. Lineage: Eukaryota; Fungi; Glomeromycota; Glomeromycetes; Archaeosporales; Ambisporaceae.
AUGUGUAUACCAGGUCAUCGUGAAAAAACGCCGAAAAACUGGAUUCCAGGAAUUACAGAAAUAGGUUCAGGCUAUGAUUUUUUUAAUGGAAAGUAUGCUUCAAGCGAAUCUUGUACGGAAAACCUUUUUGAUUGGAGCAAAGAACCUGUGCAAGAAAUCGAACUACAUGGCAAAACAUAUUGCUAUCCGAAAGGAAUAAUUGACUGUUAUCUCGAACGUUCGGACAAUUAUAAUAUAGCGGCUGGUGAAACCUUAGAAGAAUAUCAGAAGUCACUCUCUCGCACUGUUGCAGUGGGAGGAGGAUUCCUUGGAUUUAAUGGUUCUGUAAAAUUUGAGUAUGGUGAUGUUGUGAACUAUAGCAAGUUUCACAGCUUCAGCCGAGUACAAUAUGAAUAUAA